AUGGUCUUCGCGUGGAAAUCCGCUGGUCUGACCUACAACCGCUACCUGGCCGUCGCUGCUCGCGCGGUCCGCCGCUCCCUCCAGGACGGCCCUCGUCUUGCUGCCGAGCGCCGCGGCAACAUGGACCUGCGUUUCGCUAAGUGGGAGAACGGCAAGCAGGGUGAGGUCAAGAACCUUGCCGAAGCCAACGACCAGGCUCUCGCUGCCCAGGCCGAGAAGAAAUAA
Molecule: messenger RNA, 225 nt
Organism: Aspergillus mulundensis
Lineage: Eukaryota; Fungi; Ascomycota; Eurotiomycetes; Eurotiales; Aspergillaceae
Product: ATP synthase subunit epsilon family protein
Exons: 3
Coding region: 1-225 (74 amino acids)
Biological process (GO): proton motive force-driven mitochondrial ATP synthesis
Cellular component (GO): mitochondrial inner membrane
Molecular function (GO): proton-transporting ATP synthase activity, rotational mechanism
Source: RefSeq, a predicted model, not a curated record